CCGGGGCGAGGCAUGGCGGGCCCAGUGGACUGUCACUGCCACCUGGCCGCGCCCUGCUUCCACACGGACGUGGCGGCCGUGGUGCGGGCGGCGGAGCAGGCGGCCGUGUCGGCGCUGGUGGUGGUGUCGGAGCAGGCGGGCGAGUUCCGGAGCGUCGUGGAGCUGUCGGAGAGGUUCCUAGGAUUUGUCUUGCCAUGCCUGGGAGUUCACCCCGUUCAGGAGGUUUCUCCAGGGGAGCAGCGCAGUGUCACUUUGAAGGAUCUGGAUGCUGCACUGCCGCUUAUAGAACUCUACAAAGACAAAUUGGUGGGGAUCGGAGAAGUUGGACUAGAUUUCACUCCCAGAUUUGCCAGCACCGAUGAACAGAAGGAAGAACAAAGACAGGUUUUGAUCAAGCAAAUUGAGUUGGCAAGACAACUGGAUUUGCCUCUAAAUGUUCAUUCCCGCUCAGCUGGAAGACCAACCAUUAAUCUCUUGAAGGAACAAGGUGCUACAAAGGUGUUGCUCCAUGCAUUUGAUGGGAAGCCAUCUGUAGCGAUGGAAGGCGUGAAAGCUGGAUACUACUUCUCCAUUCCUCCUUCCAUUAUAAGGAGUGAACAGAAGCAGAAGCUUGUGAAACAGCUACCUCUGGAAAAUAUGUGCUUGGAAACUGACUCUCCUGCUCUGGGGCCUGAAAAACAGGUGAGAAAUGAACCCAAAAAUAUUUACAUUGCUGCAGAAUAUGUUGCCAAAAUUAAAGGAAUUCCAGUUGAAGAAGUUGUAGAAGUGACUACACGGAAUGCACUAAAAGUAUUCCCCAAACUUCAGAACUUUCUUCGGAUAUAGAUUCAGAAACUGGAACAUAUGGUAUAUCAGAAAGUAUUAUUUAUAUUGUAAUUAAUAAAACCAACAUGCAUCUUGUGUUAAAGUGGAGUUUUUCUCUUGGAAAGUUCAAGAAGUGAGCAGUGUUAUAUAGCUGUGUAGGAUCAAAAUAGGGAAUUUUUCAAGGCCUUUGGUAUGCACCAUACUAAUAUAUUGAAUGUGAUAAAGACAUGUUGUUUAUUUGCA
Molecule: messenger RNA, 1047 nt
Organism: Myiozetetes cayanensis
Lineage: Eukaryota; Metazoa; Chordata; Aves; Passeriformes; Tyrannidae
Gene: TATDN3
Product: TatD DNase domain containing 3
Exons: 10
Coding region: 13-825 (270 amino acids)
Molecular function (GO): hydrolase activity, acting on ester bonds
Source: RefSeq, a predicted model, not a curated record